Messenger RNA from Rhipicephalus microplus (southern cattle tick), 671 nucleotides. Its product is annotated as calmodulin-like protein 4. The record is from RefSeq and is a predicted model, not a curated record. Gene Ontology annotation, molecular function: calcium ion binding. Lineage: Eukaryota; Metazoa; Arthropoda; Arachnida; Ixodida; Ixodidae. Gene Ontology annotation, cellular component: myosin II complex.
CCAGCCCCGCAAACAUUCAGCCUGCAGCACGGUUCAUUGCGCGGCCUAAAACAUUUAUAAUUUACCUGUGUUUUACAUAGUUUGCUGUCAAGAAGCAUGGCGCGGUAUUUCCGGGAACAAGACAUAGAUGAGUUCCGGGACUGUUUUUAUUUGAACGCGCACUCCGGACAAAUUCGUACGCUCGAUGAGCUUACCCUGAUCAUGCGGUCACUGGGGCUAAGCCCUACAAUUACCGAGCUUAAGAAGUACUAUAAAGACAAAGGAGGCAAGAUUUCGUUUGCAGACUUCUUGGAGAUCAUGCAUGCCCAUAGUGAGAAGGAAAGCAUACCUGAUGAAAUUGUUAAAGCCUUCAGAGCCAGUGACAGAUCUGGAUCUGGUCAGAUCUCCGGGAGAGAGCUACGUCGCAUACUCCUCAACUGGGGAGAAAAGUUGUCACCACGCGAAGUGGAUGCAAUAUUUCGGGAGGCUCGCAUAUCACCCAACGGCCCCGUGCAGUACAAUGAUUUGGUGCGGGUCGUGUGUGCACCAGUGCCCGACUAUUAUUGAUCCAGUGCCGGGCCCACGACCAAUUUUCUCAGUGCACAUCAGUGCAGUUCUCUAUUAUCUUCAUAAUUUAUUUUUGUAUGGAAUGGUGAAAGCAAUAAAUAUUUUUGUAGUAGUGUGGUGCUUUU